UCGUAUACUGCUCAGUUUAAGUUUCCACCUCAGCGUGGUUGUUUCGUACUUGCUCUGUUUGAACAAUUAGAAACAAUGAAACGAUCAUUCGUCGCCAGCCUUUGUUUGGUGGCUGUAUUGUUGGUACUUUGUAUCUGCCCGCUGGAAGCUGGCCGUCAUCGUAAUCGAAGCCACCGGAAAUCGAAGCGCGAUACGGGAGUGCAUAUUGAAAUUUAUCACCCGAAAGGGGUAAUGAUCUGGUACCCGCAAAGGCCUGGCAUGGUCGCAUUCGGCAUCGAGAUCUAUCUCAACAAGAAGCACAUGGUUGACGAUGAACCUGUUUGUGACAUUUGUAUGAACACCACGGAGGUCUCGUACGGAAAGUUUAUUCUGAGAAACGAUAACGCUGUUGUUCGAGGAGGUGAUCAUUUAAUGUACAAUGCUAUCAAGCAAAAGGUCAACGGUUCAGCAUACGUUAUGAAAAGUAACGAAUUCUAUGUAGCAGAUAGCAGAAUUAUUAACACUCCAACAGAAUGCUCCCCAAAUAUACGCUCUCAAUCAGAGGAUAAGCCGUCUAACGUCCAAACGCUGAAGGAGGAUAUCAGCCUUCUCGAGAAUAUAGUGUACAACACUUACCAGCACUGCAACAAUAUCACUCGAACGAGCAAGAAACUGUUCCUAAACUUCCGUCCAACUGAAACGCGCCUCGAUUCUAAGGAGUUGUUCAAAUAUACUCUGAGUUCAUUGAAAGAUGUGCUGCCGAAGAUGGAUUGGGACAACGUAUUGGUGGAUGCCUUCUACUAUGAUGACGGGAUUGGUUUCGAGGUGAAGUCACUCAUCGAUAAACUGAAGGCGUUACAGAUGGCCCGAAAUUUUGUUCAACUCACCGUUAACGACCUGGAUGAGUUCAAUGAUUCAUCCGAUGAUGAUAAUGAGAUCGACACAUAUACGAUGAGAUAUGAUUAGGGUGAUGCUUUGAAUGUUCUAUGGUUUUCCUUUGGAAGUUUAAUAAAUCUUCAUGAUCUUAUG
Molecule: messenger RNA, 1008 nt
Organism: Toxorhynchites rutilus septentrionalis
Lineage: Eukaryota; Metazoa; Arthropoda; Insecta; Diptera; Culicidae
Exons: 2
Coding region: 76-945 (289 amino acids)
Molecular function (GO): carbohydrate binding
Source: RefSeq, a predicted model, not a curated record